AUGGAUAAUCUUUACACUUAAGAAAUUCGAUAGAGAUAUCAUUCCUCCAUGACUUAUUAAGAAUAUUUAGAUGCUUAUGAUAAACCACCUCCUAAACCUCAUAUUAGGUAUUUGUUUUAAAAAUACAAAGACCAAAAGAGUCUCCUUAAAUACUUGAUCCCUUGAGCCUUGAGCCGCCUAAAGGGCCAAAAAUAUAAUAAUAAAAAUUGACUGUUUAUUCUCCAGAGGAUGUCAUUUUUGAAGAAUCAGAAACUGAUGAGAAACCAAGGGCUGUUAAUCAUAUUCCUUGUUAAAAAGCACUGAAAGAACAUGUAUAUAAAAAACUAAUCCCAAGAAUAUUAGAAUCAGAAGUUAGAGCGAGAACCUAGGAUUUUCAGUAUUUAGAUUUUUGUCAUAGAAGAAGAAUAAAGUCCCAUGAUCCAAUUAUUUUCAUAUAAUAAUUUUUUCUUUUAACACUUUCCCUUUAAUGAUGAUAUAAGCCUUCCUAAUAAAUUUUUGUAGAAAUUAUUAUAGCUUAAAUAUUAACAAAUCAUUUUAUUUGUAAUACUUAAUGCAAGUAAAUUUUAAUUGUAAUAUUGAAUGUAGAACCAAAUCAUAAAGAGAAUUGUAAGUUAGUCAACAAUAUCAAUUUUUGUAUUUCAGAACUUACUUUCUUAGUUUAAUCAUAUUUAUUAAUUAUUUAUCUUACAUUCACUUUUACUUAUUAACUAAUAACUAAGUAAUUAUUAAAUUUUAUGGAUAAGGGUUUAUCAAAUAUGUCUAUAGAAACUAUAAGAUAAUCUGAAAUAUUAGAAGGAAUCUCCUAAAAAUUUUUAGUAGAUAAAGCUACCCAAACAGAUGAAGUGAAAUAUGUAAAGGUUUAGAAGAUUAAUUUUGGGUCAUUAAUAUUUUUAUUGUUGGGGAUAAUCAUUUCAUUUGUUAUUUAUGUAGAUAUAUAAGGCAAACUUAAUAUUCAGUAAUAACAGCUGGAGUAAAAACGAAAAGUUCAUAAAUCAUUUAAUUUAGGGAUGUAUUUUAGAUUAUGAGAAAUAGAAAUGUUUUCUGUAAUUACCGGCAUAAAAAAUAUUUUGUAGAGAAUUGGAAUUAUGUAUAAAUGUGGAUUGGGAAUUGUAAAGAGGAAUCGAAUUAAGUGGUAUAAUUGCUGAUAUGAUAAACAAUUUCAUAGAUCGUAUUAAUUUAAGAGUAAAAAUAUUUAUACUAUUUUUAAGACAUAUUUACUUUUAUUAAUUCCAUUUAUUGCCCUAUCCUUAGGAAUAAUAAAAAUGAUCUUUAAAUGA
Paramecium pentaurelia is the source of this 1277-nucleotide messenger RNA. NCBI's taxonomy places the organism in Eukaryota, Ciliophora, Oligohymenophorea, Peniculida, Parameciidae. The record is from the annotation of a GenBank genome assembly.